AUGAAGCCCACGGGGAAGAUUCUCGCGAUGCUGAUUGCGCCCGACACCAACGUCGCGCCCGCCUUUUCGCAGCACCAGUCCGUCUCGACGCGCCGCGGGUCCUUCUCGCGUCGCAGCACGUCGUCACUCAUCGCAUGCCCGCAGCCGCUGCACCACACCGACCCCUUCGCCAGCAGCUCCGUCGCCAACUCCGCGAUUCCGUCGCACGUGUCCCACUCGUUCGCCACCCACUCGCACGCGGCCGCUGCGGCGGCGUCGUCGCCUUUCCCGGAUUUCGCCGGCUAUGGUAACACGGCAACAGCGGGAUUCGGCUGUCAUUCGCGAAGGUCGUCCUUCUCGUCUACGAGGCGACUCUCCCUAACCGGCGCCGCACCAGUCGCCACCGUAACCGAGAUCCUUCCCGAGCAUGCCGUAGUGGAGCCGGAGUUCCUACCGCCAUCUGCGGCGCCGACAGCGCUUCCCGACUCGACCGUCCAGGCAGUCACCGACGAACUCAAAUCCGCAUCCGCCCCUGCGCCCGAUGCGCGCAAGCCCGCACCGGCUAACACGGAGGAUGCGCGCAAGCGCGCAAUGGACGCCGUGAUUGGCGCGGGGUACUGGGAGACGGAGUUUCUCGACCGCUUGAUGUUCCUCGAGGCAGAUCCGACGUUCACGCAGCUCCCAGCCGACCAAGUUCACCAGAUGAACCUGUCCCAGGAACUACCUGCCCCUCUGGAGCUUCUCGCGGUCGGGCUCGGCGCGGAGGUGGUAUCUGAGGAGGCGAUUCGGGAGGACCUUCACACGGCGCGCAUGUGCGUCGUCGACGCGCUGAUGGAGGCGCAGCAUCUGGAGCGCGUCGCGCAGAUGUACAGUCACAGCGCGGGCGCCGCCGCGGCGGGAGACAUCGGAGGCGCCGCCGCCGUUAAAGUUGCCAAGCCUCGCGCCCCCGCGCCGCGCGCGGCGGCUGCAGGGGCUAAGUCCGAUGGCAUCGCUCGCAGAAAGGUGCCCAAGGGAGGCAAGGCCGCGGCAGCGGCGAGUCCCAAGGCAAAGAAGGCUCCGCAGGAAGGUUCCGCGCAGACUGGGGAGAAGGCUGGAGAGCUGAAGGCUGCUCUGAAGAAAUCUCCCGCUCUGAAGCAGUGGCUCAAGUUCGCAGCCACCAUCUGA
Molecule: messenger RNA, 1143 nt
Organism: Closterium sp. Yama58-4
Lineage: Eukaryota; Viridiplantae; Streptophyta; Zygnematophyceae; Desmidiales; Closteriaceae
Source: the annotation of a GenBank genome assembly